AUGCCAAACGCUUUGGAACCACUAAGCACUCCACGCGCUGAAGUAAGCGUUGUCGAAUCGGUUGGGGGAGGAGUCGAGUGGGGCCAGGUUUCCAUCGCCUCCCGAGGCCGGGCAGCUGCCCCUCCUCGUGGUGGCGAAGUUGGCGUCGAUGUUGGUCUCGUUGUAGAUCCGGUGCGGAACCCGUCGCACCUAGCUUGCCCGAUGGUGUGGCCACCGGAGAGCACGGUCAUGUCGGCGGCGGUGAAGGCAGAGUUAGGGCUGGGAGCGAUAAAGAAUGAUAAUAUGGCAAAGGAGUUGUUUUGGAACUCACGCGCGAUCGGACAGAUAGAUGACUUCUGGUAUUUCAUGAAGGCAAUGGAUGCCACCGCCGCAUUCCAGUCAGGAUUCCAGCCGAGGAGCGACGACCUUCUCUUGACAUCCUUCACAAAAACCGGAACCACCUGGCUCAAGGCUCUCUGCUACAACAUCCUCGACAAAGAAGUAGGAGAAGACCUUCUGGCAGAGAAGAACCCACACGAAGUUGUUCCCACCCUCGGAAACACUUUCCUCAAAGACCAAUUCCAACGCAUGUUGCUCGGUUGUUCGUCUCCUUGA
Molecule: messenger RNA, 594 nt
Organism: Linum tenue
Lineage: Eukaryota; Viridiplantae; Streptophyta; Magnoliopsida; Malpighiales; Linaceae
Source: the annotation of a GenBank genome assembly